Messenger RNA from Cadophora gregata, 393 nucleotides. It is a transcript of the gene PIN4, whose product is annotated as Peptidyl-prolyl cis-trans isomerase pin4. NCBI's taxonomy places the organism in Eukaryota, Fungi, Ascomycota, Leotiomycetes, Helotiales, Ploettnerulaceae. The record is from RefSeq and is a predicted model, not a curated record. Gene Ontology annotation, biological process: rRNA processing. Gene Ontology annotation, molecular function: DNA binding; peptidyl-prolyl cis-trans isomerase activity. Bases 1 to 393 code for a protein of 130 amino acids. The transcript has 3 exons.
AUGCCACCGAAAGGCAAAGGCGGCGAUAAGGGGGGAGCAGCAAAAGGGAAGGGCAAAGGCAAACCAGCAGACGAGAAAGAGGAGAAGGGAGGGAAGGUCAAGGGCGCCCAGUUCGUGAAUGUUAGGCAUAUACUGUGCGAGAAACAUGCGAAGAAGGAAGAGGCUCUAGAGAAGUUGAAGGGAGGAGCUAAGUUUGAUGAAGUUGCGAAGGAGUUCUCGGAAGAUAAGCCAAGAGCUGGCGGUGCUUUGGGAUGGAAAAAGAGAGGUGAUUUGGACCCUACUUUCGAGGAAAAGGCGUUUGAGCUGGAGGCUAGUACGACUGCAAAUCCGAAAUACGCGGAAGUGAAGACAGGAUUUGGAUAUCAUAUUCUAAUGGUGGAAGGAAGGAAAUGA